AUGGAUAAAUGGACUAAUGCAGAAAUCGUUAAAAUCAGAAGUUCGUGGACUGAUGUUGUUGCCGCCAACUACUACAAAGACUGCGAUUUUGUCGAUACCAUAUUUUCUGAAUUAAUGGUUGAGAAUGUCGAGGCCAGAACACUGUUGGAAGACCCACAAGUGUUUCGUGAACAAAAAGAGCUCUUUGCUAUGAUUUUGAAGAACACCAUGUUAUAUCUUCACAAAAAGGCAUUGCUCGAUGAGUGUAUGAGUGAAUUCAUCUCAGAAAACCCUUCAGUGGUUGUAUACGGUGUGACCUAUCUAGAACCCUUGGGAACCGUACUCAUAAAGGCAUUGCGUCGCAGUUUGGGAAGCGAUCGGUUUCAUACUGACUUGGAAGGUUUGUGGGUCAAACUCUUCAUAUAUAUUGCGAACAGCAUCUUACUCAACGACGACGCCUGUUCUGAAAGCGAAGAAGAGAAAUCAAUUACUGAACCAGUGGCGCCAUUGAGACUGCCCUCGGUGUACAACACCCCUACUAAAAAUGACUUUGUCGGUCCCGAUAUGAGCAGGCUCACUAUCGAUCUUGACAAAAACGAAAAGUAUAGGGGCUUCCGCAGAAACUCGCUGGCGCUGGAAGGCCCAACUUUGAGCUUGGUGAUUCCUCCAGCCAUGUCACCAGCAAAGUCCUCUUAUCGGGAAUACGAGGUAGAGCCUCACUUGACUCCAAGAUCCAGCAGACGUAACACCGAGCAUAUGAUGGAGAAGCUCGGGCUUCUGUCUGAGAAUUUGUCUGGCUCAAAGGCAAGCCGCCAAGCGGCACCAUUUGAUCCUCGCCGCAAGCCAAGCCACAGAAGAUCAUUAUCGGAUGCUACUCUGUCAAUCUCCACUCCUGAUGGACCAUACUCCCAAAGAUCUUCCAUCAGCACUGUAGAUGACAUAAGUCUAGAGGAUGAAAUUAAUUUCAGCUCUCCCGAGGAGCCCAGGGCUAGCGUUUUUGACUCCAAGAGCUUCGGUAUAGCUGCAUUGGCUCCAAUUGCUGAAUCCGAACCAGAUCGCUAUGGAGACGCUACUUCAACCGCUUCUUCCCGUUAUGGAAUUGACGAUUCAGCAUUAGAAGCUUCAUCGGGCACAUCUUCGUUAUCUUUGCACAACCUGGACUACAAGUCGUCUAUCUCGUCGGGUUCCGGACACUCCGACCAUGUGAACAACUUUAAGUCUAGUGGUGCUGCCGUGGCUAGCCCUCAGCCUAGAUCCUAUGGAUUUCCAUUCCUCGCCAAGGAGUAUGAUAGCCCAUAUGCAAACAAAGCAUAUCUGUCUUCCGUGCCUCACUUUGGUGGUUCUGAUCAAGGUAAGCGUGCUUCAGUUGGUUUUAUGAAGAGCAGUUACGUUUUGAAGAAGGGCAUGAGCAGCGAUGUGAGUGACGCUGCCUCCAUUGCUUACAGCAGCAGACUGGUAUCGAAGCCUCACAGCUAUGCUCGUAGUGUCUUUUCGUUGCCGCCAGAUAACAGUCCGCCAACCCGGGAGAACCCUUACAAAUUUGCGCCUCCUCCAAAGAUACCCUCGUUCGACCAUAAGCCUACUUCUAAGGCGCCAAAGGUUGAACUUAUUAAAAAAGAGACGAGCAAGCCCUUGGCCAAUGAUCGUACACUGGUAGCUUCUAUGACAACGGAAACCAAGUCCACGAGAAAGAGCUUCCUCAAGAAACUUCACUCAAUAUUUGGUUCCUCAUCCGCUCAGAAGAAAACCAUCUCUGCACCAAUUCCAGUUACUUCAGGUAACGCCAAUGCUUCAAUGGCUUCUGCAGGCUAUUCCUCCAGAAUCUCCUCAUCUGAAAUUAGAUCAAAGUCGACUGUUUUGGCCCGCUCCGAAAUGUUUGACAUGUCCGAUGUUCAAUCGUAUCAAAGCAACGCCAAGACAUCACACUCAAUUUUCAGAGGCAACACCAAGCCAUUGGCCGCUGGUAUGGAUAAGGAUAAGCGCAACAAAUACUUCGUCAAAAAGGUUCCUUACAAGACCAUCUACAUCAAGGACCUUAUUCAUACAUAA
This is a messenger RNA of Australozyma saopauloensis, 2028 nucleotides long. RefSeq lists its product as uncharacterized. The record is from RefSeq and is a predicted model, not a curated record. Gene Ontology annotation, biological process: nitric oxide catabolic process; cellular response to nitrosative stress. The coding region runs from base 1 to 2028 and encodes 675 amino acids. Gene Ontology annotation, molecular function: heme binding; nitric oxide dioxygenase [NAD(P)H] activity; oxygen binding. The transcript has a single exon. Gene Ontology annotation, cellular component: intracellular anatomical structure. Lineage: Eukaryota; Fungi; Ascomycota; Pichiomycetes; Serinales; Metschnikowiaceae.